AUGCGCUUUCUGUACCAUAAAACCGUCUUUUAUAUUGUCUUGUUGGUUACGGUUGUCUUGUCGUUUACGCCUGAUACAUCCUCGUAUGAUGCUUAUGGUCUCAAAAUCGCCGCCAACGACGUGCUCUUCGUCCAAUCAAAUCCUCCUCACGGUUUGUUUCGUAUUUUUCCUCCUUUCAAUGCCUGGAGCAUUUGUACAGUUAACUAUGAAGACGUGAGUCAGUACAUCUAUGCUGUGGCAGUCGCUCGACAAACGACACUUAAUGAUGCUAUUCGAUUCGUCUUCAUCGGUGUGAACACUACAGAUGUACCAUUCAUGGGUUCAUUGACAUAUGUAGAUACCAGCGGAGUUGGUAAUACAUCCACUACAAUGACGAUAGAAGAUUUCGUGUUUGCUUGUGAUGGAUGGAACAACAGUGACUACAAGAUACAUACUAUUGAUCAGUUUCUGUAUGAUACCGAUAAUGCAAAUGACAACCACCUUGACUUCUUCGUUGUCGCUGUGGAGUGA
Messenger RNA from Rotaria socialis, 510 nucleotides. NCBI's taxonomy places the organism in Eukaryota, Metazoa, Rotifera, Eurotatoria, Philodinida, Philodinidae. The record is from the annotation of a GenBank genome assembly.